CAUCUAGAAGCAUCUGAUUACUAUUGAUGUCCACAGAGUAAUGCCAAGACACAGGAGUGUUUACCUGAUGCAAUGAAAGCAAUGCUUAGAGCAAUGCAUGGACAUGGCCAUUCAUGUAUCUGGUUGACAGUAUUGGUUUUCCAGUACUGUUUCCAACAAAGUGCUUCCUUGAUUUACUGGACUGCCUAUGUGGACGUUAGAUACUUUGACAGAGAAUCUAAUGAAACUAUAAGCAGUGUAUGUGAGUGUGGUGCGUUUGGACAAAACUCACCCUUGGAACCAGCUUCUGGACUAAUAGUGCUUCCUAAUACGGAUCCUCUGGCAUGCUCAAGAAACACUACUUUCACCUCAAGUCACCAGCCAUGGAUUGCCCUGAUAAAAAAUGGAAACUGUACCUAUUCAUGGAAGAUAAAGGCUGCCCAGCGACAUGGAGCCUCUGCUGUGGUUAUUUACAAUAUAGAUGGAGCAGGAAAUUACACUAGCCUUAUGCCCUAUACAGGUGCUGAUGACAUAGUUGCCAUCACGCUUGGCAAUAUUCUAGGCACAGAAAUCACUAAUCUGACCAAGAAUGGCUCAGAUGUCUAUAUGGCGAUUACUGUAGCCAAUAAGUAUGGCCUUUGGUACAACACUACAUGGGCAUACGCACUGUCUUUCACCUUCAUUGGAAUAACAGCCAUCACUAUGUUCUACUUUGUUUUCCUGCUCAUCAAACGAAUGUACAUAAAACGACAACUUCGUAUGCAACAGAGGGAGAUGAAAAAAGUGGCUGAAAAAGCAAUAGCAAAGUUGCAAGUGCGGACUCUGCGGACAGGUGACCCGGAGGUUGACUCAGAGGACAUUACCUGUGUGGUGUGCACUGACUCAUUCACACAUAAUGAACAGGUCACAGUUCUACCCUGCAGACAUUUAUACCAUAAGAAAUGCAUUGAGCCUUGGCUCCUGGAACACCCCACCUGUCCCAUGUGUAAAUUUAAUAUCCUCAAAUUCAAGAUUGAUGAGGAGAGUGAUGAGCAGCCCUCAUCAUCACCAUCGAACAAUCCAUUCUGUUUAGCUGCAGUAAUGACAGUCACAUCAGCAGACCAACACAACACAUUAGGCUCAAGCACUCAAACAGCAGAAAAUUGAGAGCCGAUGACGCUAAGCAGAGUUGCAGGUUCUGGAGGCCUAGGCAACACCGCGGUGACGAGCGGUGGAGGCGGAGCCAGAGCACCCAAGGACUGGGGCAAUGAUGUUGUGACCGAGGACAGAGGCGUACCUGGCGGGAAGAAGGAAGGGGUGGAGUGUCGACGCAUACCAGAUGGCCCAAAAGUCCAUGGCGAAGGCAGUGUGACGAUUAGGGUUGGGAAUCGUGAGAAAUUUUCCGGUUCCGAUUCCGAUUCCGGUUCUGCCUAACGAUUCCGGUUCCGGUUCCAUUAAAAUAAUUAAACCACUAAUAAAAAAAUAGUAGUAAGGGAAAAAUGCACAAUACUCGACUCAAACAGUCCUUUGUUUAUUAUUCUUGUAAAAUGACUGUUAAUCUCAACAAAUUCGCUAACACUUUACAAUAAGGUUCAUUAGUUAACAGAAGUUAACUACAUUAACAUGAACUAAUAAUGAACUGCAUUUCUACAGCAUUUAUUAUUCUUUGUUAAUGUUAAUUUCAACAUUUACUAAUACAUUAUUAAAAUCAAGAGUUGUAUUUGUUAACAUUAGUUAAUGCACUGUGAAGUAACAUGAACAAACUAUGAACGGCUGUAUUUUUAUUAACUAACAUUAACAAAGAUUAACAAAUACAGUAACAAAUGUAUUGCUCAUGGUUAGUUCAUAAAUUAACCUUAUUGUAACGUGUUACCUCAAAUUAGAUAAGAUGCUUGAACACACAUGUAAGAUUCAGACAGGUGAAACAAUAUUUUUGUGAGUUGGAUUCAUAAAGACUUGUUUCUGAAAGAAUGAUUCAGUGAUAGACACAUUUUUAACAGUAAAUUUGUUGCCACCUAGUGGCGUAACAAUGCAAUCGAUACAGUCGUUAUUUGAAGUCCAGUUACUUUCAGAAGGUAAUUUUUUAUACAUAAACAUCAGCGUUUCUAUCUGAAUAAUAAGCCAUAAUAUAUAUAAUAUAAUUGGAAUAGGCCUAUUUGUCACACAGAAAUAAUGAUACUGUGCAUUUGAAAAGAUUGUUUGUGAAGCUGUUUAUAUCUACACAUGACAACUCUCUUUAGAUCAACGGCAGCGCGAACGCAGAUUUGAAUGUCGCAAUUUUAUUUUGUUCAAAUGUUUAAUAUACAUGGGCGAAUCGUUGUCAUUUAGGAAUUAGAUCAUGUGGCUGAUGAAAUCGAGAACGUGAUCUUUUAAAGAUUAAUCGUGCAGCUUUGGGCACCUCUCUCUCUCUCUGCAUUGUAAUCUGACGUAUAUGAGUAGCGCGAGGGCUUUUCAGUGCAUUCAUUGCUAUAAUAUUCAUGAUGUGAGAUGUCUCUAUUAAAGGAUACGCUCCCCGCACUUCGCCCACCCAUCACACCAGAACCGUUUUCGGAACCGAAACUUAGAAAUCUUGCACGGUUCCGGUUCUUUUCAAAAAACACUACCGGUUCCGGAUGAGAACCGGUUCUCGGUUCCCAACCCUAGUGACAAUAGACCAAGGAGGAGCCGGUGGGAUGAGGGAACCUGGGAGAGCCACUAGGCUGAGGGUCUCUGGUGGAGCUUAAUGUGGGAGGAGCCAGGGCAGAGCCGACAGGUUGACAGGCCGAGAUGGAGCCAAGAGGGACAGGUGCUGUUAGUGGUUGCAUGACCUGCAGGUCGACAUCCUGGCAGGGCAUGCCCAGAGACGGCACAGGGCUGCAGACAUCUAGUAGUGAGGGGGCUGGAGGACUGGCUGGGCUUUGUGGUGACUAAAAGAAGAGACUUGCUAAAGCUACAGGCACAAAUGACACAGUCUAUGCAGGUUAAUGAAAAUAAAAGCUCUCAGUCCAAAAAUAGUUGUUCUUCCGCACAAACUGACAGAAUAUUGUCCAAACAAUUCUCAUAGUCUACAACAGAUUCAGGUACCAUGUGGGAUAGGGUGGGAACCAAUAAGUCUCCAUUAAAGUCCAUCAGCCAGUCCUCAGAUUUCGUUCCCUCGGCCGCUGAUGUCACAGGCUCACCCCCUGGUCAGAUUCACACUGAGACUCCACUUCUGGGCAGGCUCUGGCUCAUUCGUCGCGACGGGUGGUGUUGCUCAAUCUGCGGGGGGCUCUCGUGACUUCUCCAUAGUCACUUGGGUCAAAAUUUGUUCUGGGUCUGGCUGGGUUCCGAAUCGAGACACAACGCUCUCCAGAAACCGAAUGACGGUCUCCCUCCAGUCUAGUCCAGUGGUGGUGGUGGAACAUUGCCCCAAUCCGGAACAGGGUUUUUAGGGUCUCGUCGUCCAGAAGGCAGUUGCUGGCCAAAAAACUAAAAUUCUUUCUAAAAGAAAAUAAUUCAGGGCUCUCCUGAGCCAUGAUGAUAAACUUAGCCCUAUCGUCCAUUUGGGCUAGUCCGAUCAUCUGCCAUGGUUGCAGGGAUACAGGUGAAGGCAGAUUAAUAAAGUUCAACACAACAAAGUUUAAUAAUAAAUCCAAACAGGCAGGCAGACAGACAAUUGCAAAACACACUUAGCAUAAUGGUGAUCGGGGCAGAAAAUGAAUGUGAGGGACCAACAUAUAUAGCAAACACAAAUGAGGAUGAUUAAAGGAACACAGCUGAUACAUAUGAACUAAUAAUGAGGAGGGGGAAAACAGAACAAGGAACGCAUGAUGAGAAUGUUUGUGAAGAGACAGCGAUGUCAUCCACCAUUCAUUUUAGAAGAAAAAUGACAGGCUCAGAAUGGGGGACUGAAAGAUGUUGUCUGCAGCUGAGAAUGUAACACUCGAACACCACUGACUUAACCUUCACCUCCCUAAACUUCUGGACCAAGGUCUCCACGGCAGUGCCAAAAAAUCUGGAAGGCGAAACCGGGGGGUCAAGGAGAAAUGAUUUCUACUUCUCCUUUAGCUCUGACAGGUUAAGCCAUAAAUGCCUCUCCGUUGCGAAAAGCAGCAAGCAAGCAGCCGGUGGCACAAGGUCGGUCUUGGCACAAGGUCGGUCUUACACAUCCAGUAAUUCCCUGUAUGGGGGUGACAAUGAGAAGGCGGGCUCAUAUAAUACAUCUGCCUCAACUCCAGUCACAUCUAAUUCCUCAGAACUAGAGCGGCUAAGCAGCACACUCUCUGCCAAACCGGAAGAAGACGGCAAGCUGGCUUCCGGAUUCAGCGUGAGAGCCUCGGAACUGGCAACAGAGGAUCUGGCUCGUCAGCCAGAUCUAUCUGCGAGCCUCACGAUCAUAAACACCACACUGCCUCUGCAGCAGCGGAUCCCGAAUCACAGGGUGCAGACAUCUGGCUCCCUUACCCCGUAAAUAGAGCCAGUCGGGAAUGAGGCUUCUUGACUGUAAAGUUAUCACAGUGAGCACAGCCAGCCCCUUUGAGGGCUGCCCGUGCAUGCUCUGCUCCUAGACAUAUCACACAAAUCAUGCGUGUCGUUUGGUGUGAUAUAUCUCUCACACGGAUAUAUCUCACACACAUUUUUUAAACCUGCAUUCAUUCAUUUUCUUUCCUUUCUUUUUCUUUGAAAUACACACAGACUUAUGCACACGCACACACAAACAAACGGCUUCCUGAAGACAAAGAAGCUGAUGAUGUGUUCUCUAGGCGCCUCUUAUAUAGCCAGCUGGCGCACAUGUGACUCAUAAAGUUUUACCAAUCCAGUAUCGACAUCUUAUCUACUCAGCUGGAGGCUCAACUAUUGAGUACUGAUGUGUGGAACCAAGGACUGUGCAUGAACCCAAACAGUAACCAAAUAUAGUAAAAACCAAUAAAAUAAGAAAAAUUUAAAUAUAAUUCCAGAAAAACAUAAAAUUCUGCAGUAAUCCUAAAACAUAGAUUUGUAAAGGUUAUCAGAAUAAUGAAUAAAAUAAACACAAUAUAUAAGCAUAACCUCAAUCAACAUAAAUACAGCAGUAACCUGAUAAGCCUUUGCCAUUAUCAAUAUUAUGCUGGAUUAAUCUGUAUAUGGUGUAUACUGAUGACUCAUAGUUAUUGAUUUUUCUUUACAGCAGCUCUUGGACACACAUCAGACUGUGUGUACUGUGAACCGGAUAUCCAGACACAAUACAUUUAUGAGAACCAAGCAUUUGAAGAAGAACCAGAGAUAAUGGAGCAACAGGACAUCAACAGCCAAGAUUAAUAUCUUGAAUAUCACAAACAGCCAAAAAAGUGUGUGAAAUGUGUCAAACAGAAUUGCAUACAAAAGAGAAGAAACCUAAUAUAUAAAUAUAACUAUAUAUAUAUAAAUGAUUAAUUACUGUGACAGCUUGCAUAACUGUCAUGAGCUCAGUAAAACUUGUACUGUAAGUGAAUCUGUUUUAAUGCCAUAACAAGAGCUAGCUGGUUUUAAACUGAUAUAAGUUAAAUCAGUUUAUAUUAAUUUUCCAAUAACUGCAGCUAAAAAAGUCCCAGUCAGGUCUUGAUUACAUUACAGUUCCAUGUCACUUUUAAAGACGCUUGCAGUGCAUCACUGCAACAGAACCACAAACACACAAAUACACACACACAAACUCUAAGUAAAUUUGACAAUAGGAAAAAGUGAUAAACAAAUUUAUCUUGCUCUUUUUCUCCCACACACAUACAGAUAUAUGGACAUUCACAAAAACACAUUAGCGCUUCCCCAUGACCAUGGAAGGCCAAAUUAUCUUUUGAUCUCAGUAAUGUUAACUAGUAAGAAUUUCAGAGAGAUCUCUGUCAUUUAAUUUUUACUAGCAAAAACCAGUGUUGGUUGUAAUGCAUUACAAGUAAUGAGAGUAACGUAAUCAGAAUACUUUUUCCAACUAAACAAGUAAAGUAACGUAUUGCUUUAAAAUUUACAACAAAAUUACUUUUUCAAUUAAGUACCAUAAGUUACUUGGUUUUUCCAUUUAUUGGCUGACAUCUCUCCUUGUCCCCAUGUUGAAAGAAAUCAUGAGUAAGUGAAGAGGUGUUGUGUGCGCUGUGUAAACAUGAUUGUGAGCAUGCAUUUACUCAUCUCACUUGCACAAAAACAGAUUCAGUAUUUAUCAACAUGAAUGAAAAUUAUUAUUCAUAUACUGUACAUUAAUUAAAUCAUUAUUUUCCUGUUAAUCACUGUUUGCUGCUUUAACCCUCUAUGGAACUAAUUAUGAAAUCACAGUUAGAAAAAAUGAAUCACUUUAUAUUUUACAUACAUUUAAGGCUAAUAUAUAUAUAUAUAUAUAUAAAUAUAUAUUUUUAACUUUGACCUUUUUUAAGGGUUUCAUUUUAAAAAUUAAAAAGCUUUAUUAACA
Molecule: messenger RNA, 6325 nt
Organism: Ctenopharyngodon idella (grass carp)
Lineage: Eukaryota; Metazoa; Chordata; Actinopteri; Cypriniformes; Xenocyprididae
Gene: rnf128b
Product: E3 ubiquitin-protein ligase RNF128
Exons: 7
Coding region: 73-1125 (350 amino acids)
Source: RefSeq, a predicted model, not a curated record